CCUCUUUCUGCUCCGCGCCGGGCGCGUGGCUUCUUUGUGUGGCGCACCUGGUCCGGGAGGCAGGAAGGCGACCCGGCUCCUGCCAUUGGAGGGGGUGGGGCGCCCGGCGGGGCCGAGCGAGCGAGCGAGCGAGCAGGCGCCCUCUCCCCCUUCCCGCGGCAGCUUCCCCGCCUCCGCCGAGGCGCAAAAGGCUCCCCCUUUCGCCCUCCUCCUAGCGCGUCCCUCACCUGUACCUGCCCACCCUCCGGCUCACCUGCCGCUCUCCCCGCCGCCGCGCUCCCUUCUCUCCCGCCCGGUCCUCUCGCGUCCUCCACUCCGCAGAGCCCAACAACUUGGUCCGCGUUGCGUGUGUUGAGUGCGUGUGUGUGCUUGUGGGGGGUGGGGGGGCGCUUUGGAAGGUGGAUCUAUUCCAAGCCUCUCAGAACUUCGCCCCUUUGGACCGCGCAGACCGCCGCCCCCAGCCUUUGGCUGCUCUUCUGUUCACCCCUCUUGCUUCUCCAACACCCCCCCCCGCGCCCCUCCAAGAACAGCCCUUCAAUAUGGAUGUAAGAUUUUAUCCAGCUGCAUCUGGAAGUUCCCUUCCUGGAGAUCCUUCCAGUCUGGACUUUGCCCAGUGUUUGGGUUACUACAGCUACAACAAGUUUGGCAACAACAAUAACUAUAUGAACAUGGCAGAAGCAAAUAACGCAUUUUUUGCGGCAAAUGAGCAAACAUUCCAUACUCCAAGUCUUGGAGAUGAAGAGUUUGAGAUUCCACCAAUCACACCACCACCUGAACUGGAUCCCAGUAAUUUAGGGAUGGCUGAUAUUCUUCUGCCUUUUCAAGGCCUGAGUGAUCAAUUGGUGACUCAAGGAAAUGAGUUUACACCUCAGUUUCCACCGCAAAGCUUGGAUCUUCCUUCCAUUACAGUAUCUCGAAACCUGGUGGAACAAGAUGGUAUUAUCCAAAGCAAUGGAUUACAUAUGGAUCAUACUCAUACAGAUAUGCCUCAGUAUCGUCAGGACCAUUCUUUGAUUAUGAGAUCUGUUGUCCACAUGACUGAAGCCGCUCGUUCAGGAAUUAUGCCUCCUAAUCAGCUUACUACUAUUAACCAAUCCCAGCUAAGUGCUCAACUGGGAUUAAAUCUAGGGGGUACCAAUUUGCCACAUACAUCUCCUUCCCCUCCUGCAAGUAAAUCAGCAACUCCCUCACCGUCCAGUUCUAUAAAUGAAGAAGAUGCAGAUGAUCCCAACAGAGCUGCAGGAGAAAAAAGGGCUGCACCAGAUUCUGGCAAGAAGCCAAAAACUCCAAAGAAAAAGAAAAAGAAAGAUCCUAAUGAACCACAGAAGCCUGUGUCUGCAUAUGCCCUGUUCUUCAGGGACACGCAAGCAGCAAUUAAAGGCCAGAACCCGAAUGCCACCUUUGGAGAGGUUUCAAAAAUUGUGGCUUCCAUGUGGGAUAGCUUAGGAGAAGAGCAAAAACAGGUGUAUAAAAGGAAAACGGAAGCUGCGAAGAAGGAAUACCUUAAGGCACUUGCUGCCUACAGAGCUAGCUUGGUUUCCAAGGCUGCUGCUGAGUCAGCUGAAGCCCAGACGAUCCGGUCUGUCCAGCAGACUCUGGCCUCCACGAGUCUGUCCUCUUCCUUGCUUCUGAAUGCCCCCCUUUCCCAACACGCAGCCGUAGUCACGUCCCCGCAGACUCUUCAGCAAUCCCUUCCCAGGGCAAUCGCUCCCAAGCCUCUAACCAUGAGGCUGCCCGUGAAUCCAAUCGUUGCCCCUGUCACCGUUGCACCGAGCGUGCCCACAAACAUUUCCAGCUCGCUGAUCAGCUCCAUGACUGCCAACAUGGCGGGCCCUCCAGCAUCAACGUCCUCCCAAGUCAGCCCUUCCUUACAAAGCCAGCAGCACCAGCUCCAGCACCUGCAGCAGCUGCAGCUGCAACAGCAGCAAAUGCAACAGCAGCAGCUCCACCAGCAGCAGCUCCAUCAGCAGAUUCAGCAGCAGAUGCAGCAGCAGCAUUUCCAGCACCACAUGCAGCAGCAGAUGCAGCAGCAGCUCCAGCAGAUUCAGCUCCAGCAGAUGCACCAGCAGCAGCUGCAGCAGAUGCGCCACCCGUCGCAGCCUUCUCCCCAGCAACAUUCGCCGGUCUCCUCACAGAUCAGCUCGCCUGUAUCGGCCAUCAGCAGCCCACCCCCAGCCAGCCAGCAACACCAGUCCCAAACACAAGGCCAGACGCAGACUCAGCUAUUAUCACAGGCCAGUAUUUUCUGAAGACGCACGAGUCGAUGAUGCUUUGCAUGACCUACGAAGCAAAGCUGGGAAUCAUGCAGAAACUGUGCAUUGCCGAUGGGUAGUUCUGCAGGGAUGCAUAACACACAAAGUGACUUCUAAGCUGUCUAUUAGAUAGGCAAUAAAGAAUUACAGUGUAGCUGGGUAUAAUCCUUUAGCUGAAUUAUAAAUAUUUCCUUUUCAGGGUUUUUUUUUCCCUUUUUUGUUUUCCUUUUGCUCUUUUGGUUUCUUAGGAAAAUAAGCUGUGCUCUUUUUUUCCGCUUUUUUUUUUAAAUGUGGCCUUUUUUUUUUUAAUUUAUUCCAAGCUUUACUGACAAUAUGUGAAUUGAAUAGUCUUACAUAUGCCUGGGCAAGAAGACUGGAAAAAAAAAAGGCCUUUUUACAAUUUUCAGAUUAAAACUGUUUGUUCCUGCAAAAUUGGCGGAUGCACUUCACACCAGUUAGUUUUGGAAUUUGUUUGAACACAUGAGAGCUCUUGAAAGCACAGUUGUAACUACCUGUAAAAUGUUGAUUGGAUUUCAUACAAUCAUACUUACACGACAUGAGUAGCUGACGGUGUUUUUCUGUCAUUGAUAAUAUAAUAAUGUAAAAGAAAUAUCACAGACUUUUGCCAAAGCUCAUUUUUUUUCCUUUUUAAUAAUGUCUUCUGAAGGGAAAAAAAUGCAAGUGAAAGUUCAUAAACAUCAAAAACCCAUCUUCUCAUCCUACUAUUUUUUCUCCAAAUUCUCCAAUACUUCGGAAUAAAACACGUUCUUACUCAGUCCUGCUCAUACCGAUUAAAAAGAAAGUGAAUAUUCUAUUCUGUGUUUGGGUGAACUUUCAGAUUUAAUACACUGUAUUUUUUAAAAAAAGGAAAUGCACUUAAAUAAACUGUUAUUACAAAAAAAAAAAAGUAAGGGGAAAAAAUGUGAGUUUUUAAAAUAUGAUGUAAUAUUGGUAGAUUAUUUAAGGGGAUUGCCACAUCUGAAUAAUCAGUGUAAAUAUUUUCUUUAAAGGGUUGUAAGUUUUCGGAUCAUGUGCUGUAAAGUUUUCAUAAAUGAGGCUUUAAUGUAAA
This is a messenger RNA of Candoia aspera, 3321 nucleotides long. RefSeq names its product TOX high mobility group box family member 3 (gene TOX3). The coding region runs from base 540 to 2249 and encodes 569 amino acids. The transcript has 7 exons. The record is from RefSeq and is a predicted model, not a curated record. Gene Ontology annotation, cellular component: nucleus. Gene Ontology annotation, biological process: regulation of transcription by RNA polymerase II. Gene Ontology annotation, molecular function: chromatin DNA binding. Lineage: Eukaryota; Metazoa; Chordata; Lepidosauria; Squamata; Candoiidae.